Molecule: messenger RNA, 756 nt
Organism: Pipistrellus nathusii (Nathusius's pipistrelle)
Lineage: Eukaryota; Metazoa; Chordata; Mammalia; Chiroptera; Vespertilionidae
Source: the annotation of a GenBank genome assembly
AUGUACCGGGCCCGGGCGGCGCGGGCGGGGCCGGAGCCCGGCAGCCCGGGGCGCUUUGGGAUCCUCAGCACCGGGCAGCUCCGGGACCUGCUUCAGGAUGAACCCAAGCUGGACCGGAUCGUGCGGCUCAGCAGGAAGUUCCAGGGCCUGCAGCUGGAGCGCGAGGCGUGCCUGGCCUCCAACUACGCACUAGCCAAGGAGAACCUGGCGUUGCGGCCCCGCCUCGAGAUGGGCCGGGCAGCCCUGGCCAUCAAGUACCAGGAACUUCGAGAGGUGGCCGAGAGCUGUGCGGACAAGCUGCAGCGACUGGAGGAGAGCAUGCAUCGCUGGAGCCCCCACUGUGCACUGGGCUGGCUGCAGGCUGAGCUGGAAGAGGCUGAGCAGGAGGCUGAGGAGCACAUGGAGCAGCUGCUGCUGGGGGAGCAGAGCCUGGAGGCGUUCUUGCCCGCUUUCCAGCGAGGCCGUGCCCUGGCCCACCUGAGGCGGACCCAGGCUGAGAAGCUGCAGGAGCUGCUGCGGCGCCGGGAGCGGUCUGCCCAGCCAGCACCCACUGCUGCUGCGGAUCCCCCCAAGCCUCUGCCCCCUGCAGCUGUCCUGCCCACCGGGGCCGGCCGGGGGCCACCAGCAGUGCCCCGAAGCCUGCCCCCCUUGGACUCCCGCCCAGUGCCCCCGCUGAAGGGCUCCCCCGGGUGCCCCCUUGGCCCAGCACCUCUGCUGAGCCCCCGGCCCUCGCAGCCAGAGCCCCCUCACCGGUAG